GACAGCCAGUGGGUGGGCUGGGCUGUGGUCCUGCUUUCGGCUUUUUACAUCGCGAAUUGCUCUUCUACGAAUAUUCAAACCUCAUAUAUGAAUACACAAACCUGACAGGAUGAGUUAGAGGCUGUAUAUCGUGUGUGCCAGGUAGUGCACUGAAACAUGGGUCGUUGCAGUGUCCACGUCCUUCUGCUGCUCUUGCUGCAGGCCCUGCAGACAUCAGCUGAGGGCCCAGAUGGACUAUUGGUGUGUCUGUGUGAUAGCCCAAAAUGCCUCCAGGACACCCAGUGCCACGGUACCCGGUGCUUCUCCUCGGUCAAAGUGGGCAGCAGCGGGAUGGUGUUUGACCAUGGCUGCAUGGAUGAUCCAGAGAAAAUCAAUUUGCAAUGCUCCACAGCUCCAUCCUUCCACCAUGUCAUUUUCUGCUGCUCUCAGGACAUGUGCAACGGCAACACCACCAGGAGUUCGCUGAUUGCGCUGCUUCCAUCAGUCCCAGAAGGCGAGCCAGUUCCCUAUCGUGUGGAGACCUUAGCUCUCUUUGUACUCGGUCCAGUGGUGGUCCUGGUUCUGCUGUCUGUAGUGUCAGUUCUGGCCUGCAGGAGGCUCCAUCACGGUCGUCUGCAGAGGCUGCAGGAGUUUGACACUGAGCAGGGAGCCAUAGACGGCCUCAUCACCUCCAAUGUGGGAGACAGCACUUUAGCGGACCUGUUGGACCACUCGUGCACAUCAGGCAGUGGUUCAGGUCUUCCCUUCCUCGUCCAGAGAACUGUGGCCAGGCAGAUCAGCCUGAUGGAGUGUGUAGGCAAAGGAAGGUAUGGAGAGGUGUGGCGGGGCCAGUGGCAGGGGGAGAACGUGGCUGUGAAAAUCUUCUCCUCAAGAGAUGAGAAGUCCUGGUUCAGGGAGACAGAGAUCUACAACACUGUGCUGCUAAGACAUGAAAACAUACUGGGCUUCAUGGCAUCUGACAUGACUUCUCGCAACUCCAGCACCCAGCUGUGGCUCAUCACCCAUUACCAUGAGAACGGCUCGCUUUAUGACUACUUGCAGCGAGUUGCCGUGGAGACAUCAGAGGGCUUGGCCAUGGCGGCGUCGAUAGCCUGCGGCCUGGUGCACCUGCACACGGAGAUCUUCGGCACCGAGGGCAAACCGGCCAUUGCACACCGGGAUCUGAAGAGCAAAAAUAUCCUCGUCACUAAGGAGCUGCGUUGCUGCAUCGCAGACCUCGGGCUGGCUGUGACCCACUCCCAGGCAGACAACCUGCUGGAUGUGGGCAACAAUCCGAAGGUUGGCACCAAGCGAUACAUGGCACCCGAAGUGCUGGACGAGACCAUUCAGACAGACUGCUUUGAUGCCUAUAAGAGAGUGGACAUCUGGGCCUUUGGGCUGGUGCUGUGGGAGAUAGCAAGACGCACAUACAGCAAUGGUAUUGUUGAGGAGUACAAGCCUCCGUUCUAUGAUCAGGUGCCAAAUGACCCCAGCUUUGAGGACAUGAGGAAGGUGGUGUGCGUGGAGCAGCAGAGGCCUUUCAUUCCUAAUCGUUGGUUCUCUGAUUCUACUCUUUCUGCUUUGGUGAAACUGAUGAAAGAGUGCUGGUACCAGAACCCCUCUGCAAGGCUAACAGCACUGCGCAUAAAGAAAACCCUGGACAAGAUUCACAGCUCUCUGGAGAAGGGCAAGGAGUCGUGAGAGGGAGAGGAGCCCCGGAGGCAGCUGCCUGAUGUCAGGGAUCAGCUUGGAGAGGAGCCCAUCGUUUGAGAAAGGAUGAUAAUGGGGGACGGACAUAGGACCGGAGGAAAAAGUUGUUCAAGUGUCAUCCAGCUUCAUCCUUCUCUUGCUCUCAUUAUCUCUGUGGUUGCCUUCCACUGACAUCCCUCUCUCUGACUUGAAGCCCACAGAUGUUUGGACCUGUCCUGUGUGAAUAAGCCAGCCUUUGUUACAGGACACAAACUCAUUGCCAUUGUGCUCGCACUGACCUGAACUUUAGACUGUUACUGAGUGUGAAGAACAUGGAUGGCAUAUUGUAGUACUCCAUCCCAAAAUGCUUUAACGCCCAUCUCAGACUGCACACACACCAAACACUACACACUGAGUGUCUCUUACAAUUCAAUUUCUGAUCCCCAGCCAGUGUUUUUGGCAUGCGGUCGUGGCAUUCUGCUCAGAGACAAUCAGAAGUGUUUCACACAUUUAGCUUUAUCAAAACAUGCCAACUAUCGCCACAAACACACACUACAAACCACAGAAAUAUUUCCACUGACUAAAGGAAAAGAGCCAAUAGAAUCAAAUUUGUUUUUCAACUUUUUAAAAAGUAUAUUUAUUAAAUCUCCACUGCAACCACACUACUGAGGAUAUGUAAGACUGAUGGGGCGUGAAACAGACUGUAUACAUAUAUAGGCAUUUACUCUACUGGACUUUCUGUACCCAUAUUGUCAUUAUUGGAGCUAGUACAACAUGAUUUGUUGAGAAAUAGGAGAGAAAAGUAGGAAAUUGUUCCCGCUGAGAUGUAUAGAGGAAAAAACAGGAUAAGAUACUACAGAUACACGAUUAUCCUGAUGGUUUCUGGAGUAGACACAGUAAAUACCUGCCAAUAGGCAUUAGUCUGUAUCUUAUAAUAAGAAAAUGAUCCUCUCUGCAGGGCACACCUCGUAAACUCACUGUGGCUCUCCUGUGCAGGCAGAGAGGAAUCGAGGAAGACUUGUUUGUGAUAGAGCUGAUGUUUUUUUGUUUUUUUUUUUAAGAUACCGGAGGUGAAGUUGUUUUCGGUAGCGAGGUGGGCUUCCAUUAACUCCUCCCAUCAUGCCACACUGUACAAGUUGCCUGAAUAACAAGAAAAAAACACACUGUCUUCAUUUGGAAGCUGUUUUAUUCAAGAUUCAUUUUCAACAGAUAAAGUUGCCUAGCUGUGCAGUUACAGAUGAAUUUGUUCACAAAUGCUGGGUUUGUUUUGGAAGAAAUGUUGCUCUGUCUUUUUUAUAUGUAAUAAAACAUUUACUGCACUCUUGCCUCAUGAUUAGCCAGCCUGUGAGUUUAGAAAAGAUGUAGGCUCAGUUACCAGUUUAUUAGGUUCACCUAGCUAAUACUAAUACAGUCAAAUACAACAGUCCUGCAAUAAAUUAUAACUUCAUCAAGAUUAUUUAGUUCAGUUUUCUUGUUGAAAGGUGCUGAUUCAAUUUUAUGGCCAUUUUGGAGGCUGCAGUCUGUGAUGCUGUUGAACCGUACUGCAUUGCACUGUUCUAUUUUGUUAAUCCCAUUUAUUUCAAUUAGGUUAGGCUUUAAAAAACCCUCUUUAUCAUGCAGUACAGUUCAACAGCACCUCGACCAGCAGCCUCCAAAAUGACAAUCUAUUUGAGUCAGCACUUUUCUAAAACACUUUAAACAAAAACUGAACAUCACAACCUUCAUGACGGUCAGACUGACUGCAGGACUGUUGCAUUAGACUGUGUUAGUUUAAGCCAGGUGUACCUAAUAAACUGACAGCUGAGUUUAUCUAUACAAAUACAUUUUCAUUUAUAGAUUCAGUCUCAGAAAUCAGCCUUGAAACAAUAGUAAGGUUCACAUGUACAUGGCCAAUUUACACAAUUUCAAAAUGCUACAAAACCUUACAGUGUAUAUCCAGACACACUCUGUCUGCCCUCUAGUGGCUACUAGUAGGCACACUAACACCUACGUUGUCAUUCAUGAUCAUUCAUCCACUUCCUCUUAGCAGUACUGAAAAAUAUAUUCUAUGCUUUUCAUUUGUACAAAGUGUCUUUUAUUUAAAGGGACAGUUCACCCCACAAAUUAAAAAUGCACAUAGUUCCUCUUACCUGUAGUGCUGUUUGUCAGUCUACAUUGUUCUAGUGUGAGUUGCAGAGUGUUGGGAGAUAUCAGCUGUAAAGAUAUCUGCCAUCUCUCUAACAGAACUAGAAGGCACUUGGCUUGUGGUGCCAAAAAAAAAAAA
This is a messenger RNA of Epinephelus lanceolatus (giant grouper), 3931 nucleotides long. RefSeq names its product activin A receptor, type 1 like (gene acvr1l). The record is from RefSeq and is a predicted model, not a curated record. Gene Ontology annotation, molecular function: ATP binding; transmembrane receptor protein serine/threonine kinase activity. Lineage: Eukaryota; Metazoa; Chordata; Actinopteri; Perciformes; Serranidae. Gene Ontology annotation, biological process: transforming growth factor beta receptor signaling pathway; protein phosphorylation; cellular response to growth factor stimulus. Gene Ontology annotation, cellular component: BMP receptor complex; plasma membrane.